UAUUUUCAAAUUUCCUUAUGCAUUACGGCGCUAUAAGUGAGCGCUUUGUAAUAACAAUACGCAUUUUCGAAAACAUGGCGGUCGGUGUAGAUACGUCAAAAUGGAAACCUAGACGAGUUAAAGGCACCCCAGCCGCUGGAUUUAGAAACGCAUUGAGUAUUGGCGUUAUAACCGCCGGAAUUAUAACUGGAUUAAUCUUCCAUUUUGGUAGCUUUACAACCAACUUUCGUAAAGCAUGGGAUGUACUGUAUGAAGAUCCAAUAGAAGAGGUUGAAAGAAGGAUGCUCAUUGCCAGUUCUUUGUCAAGCAAAACUGGCGAUCAAAUUCGAGAGGCGCUUGAGGAGGCUAAACGUAUUGACAGACCAGAAGCAUAAUGAAUGUAGGUUGUAAUAGAGAUUGGGCAAAGAUUCCUGGAAGACCAGCCAGCCCUGAAGUCUCAAGUAGCACAAAAAUGAAUUUCAGUGAAAUAGAGUGCUCUCAAGAAGAACUAGACGUUGUAUUAAGUGGACUUUUAACACAAAGUAAAAAAAUAAUAAGCUUGAAACAGACGGAAAAAGAACAUUUGCAGAUACAUGCCAGUAAAAAUUUAAAAAGUAAAGUAAAUAAUCAAUUAAGUAGUAAUAAUGAUAUUCCUAGCGUAAUCACAGAAAGAGAGGAAUCAAAUGAAGAAAUAGCAACUGAAAAUAAAAAUACAAAUCAUGAAGUAAUAUACAGAAGUUGUUCUCCAGAUAUUUUUGAUGAUGAAGAGUCAGUAUUAGAAGUAAUUCCCACAAAUACUACAGUACAUGAAAAGGCUAGUUAUAUAAUGGAUUUGACUGAAUGUGUCAAUAAUGUGCCUUUGAAGAACAAAACAUUUACAAAUAGUAAUGUCACCUUAUCUCAAAAAAGUAAUCCAGAACUAACAAGAAGAAUAUCUGAUGAUUUUAUGGAGAUUACUGAAUGUGUUGCCCAUACAUCUAAUGCUAUACAUGUAAGUGUGAAUCCAAAAGAAGUGCCUGAAGGCGAAGAAGUUGUUACGAUUGAGAAAAAUGAAGGUACAUUAGAUUUAACACAAUCAUCAGAAUCAGGUGAUGAUUUACCCGAAGUAUAUUUUGGUAGUAACAAAAAUUUUGAUGAUACAAUGCCGUUAAAUGUUAGUGAUUAUGCAGGAAUAAUAAAUAAGGACUUUAAUCCAAGUAAAAAAGACAAUUGUGAUGUGUUGUAUGAUUUAACUCAAGAUGACGUUAUAGAAAUUAAAGAAGGAAGAGAUGCUUCCCAUACUAAUAAAGGCUCUAAAAGCGUAGAAAAUAAUAGUGAUAACAUUUGUAGCAAUGAUAAACCAACACAACACACCAAAGGAAAUGAAAACAACAAACAUUUUAUUAAAUCUCCAAAUUCGUCUAACCCUAGUAGCAUCACUCAAAGCAAUACCAAUAGCAAAAUCAAUGAUGAAGAUCUCAUCACAGAAAAUAAUAGGAUUUUGAAAUCAUUACCUACAGACAAUACUAAAAACCAAAUAAGUGAAAACAAUGUAUGUACAGAAAUUAAUAAUGAUUUACCUGACGAUAAUGUCGAUUUGACACAAUCAUCAGACGAAACCGUUGCUAUAGAAAAGAAUACUAACAGCCAGGUAAAGAACAAUGAUACUGCAAGAAAUAGUAAUCUGGAUGUAUUCAAUAUUACUCCAAAUAAAUGUGAUGAUAAUGGAAUACAAGACUAUGAAAUAGGCGCGGGGGAAGUAAGCAAUAACGAUAUGCUCGAACCAAAUAUAGAUUUGACUCAAUCGUCAAAUACGUCAACUCCAAAAAUGGAUGGAGUUUAUGAAAAAUAUAGCAGUUUCGAGCAUUCACUUGAAAAUAGUAAUGAUAGUGAUAAGACAAUUAUUUUACCAUUGCAGGACGAUAGUGAUAAAGUAAUUCAAAUCCAGGACGAUCACAAUAGUUUAGGUAACAAAGAUAAUAUAUCUGUAGUUUAUGACGAAGUUUCUUUCUUGUAUAAUGCAAAUGAAGUCUACAAAGGAAAUAAUUCCCGCACAUCUCUAACUAAAGGUUAUGAAGAUGAAAAUAAAAGAGAUCAUUCAGAUUUGGGUGAAGGUCUUGUACGUCGAAUAGACAGCAACAGUAAUGGUAGUGACAAGACAGUAAUUUUACCUUUAGAAGACAAAACUGAAAAAACUUCAAGUCUGUAUAACUUGGGCAAAAAAGAUAACGUAUCAAUAGAUUAUGAUGAAGUUUCUAUUAUACAUGACUACUACGAUGUAAGAGAUAUGUCCAGAUCAUCAAAUAGUUCAAAAGCGAAGGACAACAAAGGAGACUUUUCGCAAUCAACUCAAAAUUCCGAAUUCAGAUUAACUGACAAUGAACUUAACUAUUCUCUUCACAAGUCUAAACGUGAGAAUUUUGAUUUUGGAGGUCUAUCAAUAUUAGAUAAUUUACCGAAUGUUCCUAGUUUUCGAAAAAGUAGGGAGCAGGGAGGUGGCAAUUUAAACAAAGAUGAUUUGUUAUUAGAGUUAAAAAGUAAUGAACAUGAUAUAAGAGAAGGUACGCCAGACAAAAAUAUAGACAAUUUAAAAGAAAAUGCAAAAACACCUGAAAAUGAGUAUAUAAUAAAAUUCGAUAAUGUAACUCCAAUGCCUGAUUACACAAGAAUGUCAUCUCCGGAAAUAAUUGAUGAAUUAGACAAAUAUGGACUCAAGCCUUUCAAACGGAAAAGAGCCAUCCAAUUACUCACACACAUAUACAACCAAACACAUCCCAUCAUAGAAUCUAUGGAUGACUUACCAUCGCCAGCAAAAAGGAUGAAACUGGACGUAACACCGCCUAGUAUUCGUAAGAAAUUAUUGCCAUCACCAAAAAAAGCUCUGGAAAUGUUGGAAAUCCAAGAUAUUUAUGAAGUAACGAAUGAAGUGCCCGAGUUAAAGGAAACCGAGUGUGCGGUUGAGGACUGGGUGUUUCAGAAAAGGGAGAAAGCAAAGGUACACUCGUGCAGGGUGCCACUUCACAUAGCGUUCCAUAAUUACGUGUCCUGCCGUCGCGGCCUGCGCGAGUCGAUACUGCGCUACGAGCCCGUGGAUAUCGACGUCAUACACAAACAACUAGUGGCGUAUGGGCACAGAUACGACCCUAAAGAACUACUCAAAUUCAUGGACAAGAAAUGCAUAACCGUGAAAACAGCUGAUAAUAAAAACAAUAAGUAUUAAUAAUAUGACAAACUAAUAAUAGUAAUUUAUUGUGAGGCCAAGGAAACGAGAUAAUUAUUGCAAAAGCGCUGACCUGCGGGUCUAGAGUGUGGCAUAACAAUCACCACGCGAAAGUAUGUGUCGUUUUACUGGGAUGUUUGUGAUUGGCUAAGAGACCCUCGCGUGAAUCACGUGGUAGUCUCUCGACCAAUCAUGAUGAAACGACACGGAUUUACGUGUCGUAUUUAUUGCCACAUUCUAAGGGCUGUCACGUGACGAUAGUGAGUGUUUUUUAUACGAAUGAGUGACGAGACGGGCAAAUAGCUCGCCUGGUGGUAUGCGACACGACUGCCAAUAAACAGUAGCAACACUUUUUGAAUUACAAAGCACUGCGCUCGUCACCCUAAGAUAUAAGGUAUUU
Molecule: messenger RNA, 3578 nt
Organism: Manduca sexta (tobacco hornworm)
Lineage: Eukaryota; Metazoa; Arthropoda; Insecta; Lepidoptera; Sphingidae
Gene: mus312
Product: structure-specific endonuclease subunit SLX4
Biological process (GO): resolution of meiotic recombination intermediates; interstrand cross-link repair; DNA replication
Cellular component (GO): Slx1-Slx4 complex; nucleus
Molecular function (GO): enzyme binding
Source: RefSeq, a predicted model, not a curated record